This is a messenger RNA of Xiphophorus maculatus (southern platyfish), 4205 nucleotides long. RefSeq names its product vacuolar protein sorting 45 homolog (gene vps45). Gene Ontology annotation, biological process: intracellular protein transport; vesicle-mediated transport. The record is from RefSeq and is a predicted model, not a curated record. Gene Ontology annotation, cellular component: Golgi membrane. Lineage: Eukaryota; Metazoa; Chordata; Actinopteri; Cyprinodontiformes; Poeciliidae. The transcript has 16 exons. Bases 174 to 1922 code for a protein of 582 amino acids.
AAGAAGAUUGCAUCGGUCCUCGGAGCUCAAGAGCUCAGCUGAUAGAUCUUCACAACAACAAAAACAGGCAUACAGAGCUUCCAUAGCGGGCGCUGCUGGCAUUUUACCGCCGGUUUAGACUUUGUUUGUUUGUUUGUUUGUUUUUGUCGCAGUUGUGUCUCAGCGUCGCCAUCAUGAACGUGACGCUCGCGGUGAAGCAGUACAUCUCCAAAAUGAUCGAGAACAGCGGGCCCGGGAUGAAGGUUCUGCUCAUGGAUAAGGAGACGACCAGCAUAGUGAGUGUGGUUUACACCCAGUCUGAAAUCCUGCAGAAGGAGGUUUACCUGUUCGAACGGAUCGACUCUCAGAGCAGAGACAGCAUGAAGCACCUGAAGGCCAUCUGCUUCCUUCGUCCAACCAAGGAGAACGUGCAGCAUCUAAUCCAGGAGCUAAGAAGACCAAAGUACAGCGUUUACUUCAUCUACUUCAGUAAUGUGAUCAGUAAGAGUGAGAUCAAAGCUCUGGCUGAGGCAGAUGAACAGGAAGUGGUGGCUGAAGUCCAGGAGUUUUAUGGAGAUUUCAUCGCUGUGAAUCCUCACCUGUUUUCUCUCAACCUGCAGGGAGUUUCAAGGAGAUGCACCGAUCAGGUUUUAUCUGGCCGAAACCGUUUCCCGGGUCGGACCUGGGAACCCUCCAUGUUGUCGCGCUGCACGCAGGGUUUGACCUCUGUCCUGCUCGCUCUGAAGAAAUGUCCAAUGAUCCGCUACCAGCUGUCCUCUGACAUGGCCAAACGCCUCGCAGAAAGCGUCAAGCAAAUCAUCACGAAGGAAUACGAGCUGUUUGACUUCAGGAAGACUGAAGUUCCUCCUCUGCUGCUGAUCCUCGACCGCAGCGACGACGCCAUCACACCGCUGCUCAACCAGUGGACGUACCAGGCGAUGGUCCACGAGCUGCUGGGUCUGAACAACAACCGGAUCGACCUGUCCAGAGUCCCGGGGAUCAGCAAAGACCUGAGGGAAGUGGUGCUGUCUGCCGAGAACGACGAGUUUUAUGCCAACAACUUGUACCUGAAUUUCGGGGAGAUCGGCACCAACAUAAAGAACCUGAUGGAAGAUUUCCAGAAAAAGAAACCCAAAGACCAACAGAAGCUGGAGUCCAUUUCUGACAUGAAGGCGUUUGUGGACAACUACCCUCAGUUUAAGAAGAUGUCGGGAACCGUGUCGAAGCACGUCACGGUGGUGGGGGAGCUGUCCCGGCUGGUGUCUGAGCGGCAGCUGAUGGAGGUGUCGGAGGUGGAGCAGGAGCUGGCCUGUCAGAAUGACCACUCUAACGCUCAGCAGAGCGUUCGGCGGCUGCUGCAGAAUCCUCGGGUCUCGGAGCUGGACGCCGUCCGUCUCGUCAUGCUCUACGCUUUGAGGUAUGAGCGCCACAGCAGCAGCAUCCUCCCGUCGCUGAUGGAGGAGCUGAGCAGGAAGGGAGUUUCUGAACGCUACCGCAGGAUGGUUCAGUCGGUUGUGGAGUACGGUGGGAAGAGAAUCAGAGGGAGUGACCUCAUCACACCGACGGAUGCUGUCGCCAUCACCAAACAGUUCUUCAAAGGACUAAAGGGCGUAGAGAACGUGUAUACACAGCAUCAGCCUCUGCUGCACGACACUCUGGAUCAGCUGAUUAAAGGUCGACUCAAAGACAGUCAGUUCCCGUACCUGGGAGCCAGCAGCCUGAGAGACAGGCCUCAGGACAUUAUGGUGUUCCUGAUCGGUGGAGCAACGUAUGAAGAAGCUUUGACUGUUUACAACCUGAAUCGUAACACUCCGGGGGUUCGGAUUGUGCUGGGAGGAAGCGCCAUCCACAACACUAAGAGUUUCCUUGAAGAGGUGAUCCUGGCGACGGGUCACAGCGGCGACAGAGCACAGGGAAGUGGACGCCACUCCACCAGGCGAUGAACACUAACUCUCGUUCUGACUCUUGUAUAAUAAACUUCAUCUCUCCCUCUGCUUGUUUACAUCUGUAGUUAGAGGAGCUUCCAGAGAUCUGUGAAUUGCCUGGAUGUCCUUUUCAAAUACCAACGGGUUUGUGUUUAACAAACACCCAUUACAGGCAAAUUAACAGCUACUCAAUCAGGAAAAAUGUAGCAUUUGGAAACGGUCUUGUUUUCAGGUCUGUAACUGUACACUCUGGUCAUGGUUGAAUAUCCAUCUCAUUGUCAGAGUCUUGAUUCAGCUCAUUGAAAGUGAAUAAAUUCAUGAAUAAUAACAUUGACUUUAAUAAAUGUAGGUUAAAAUAUAUGACCCGGGAAAAGAAAAGGAUGCAGAGAGGCCUCUUAAUUCUUGCUGCAGUCUAAGCUUUAAAAAUAAUAACCUUUAAAAGUUUAUGAUGCUGUUGGAAAACUAAUAAACACAAAGCAAGAACUUUUGUAUUUGCGUUUGUUAACCCCUGGUAUUACAGCAACAUUCUCAAAGGCUAACUACUGAACACACACUGAUUGUCUUUCUAAAGUGUUGCCACAGGAAAGGCAACUUUUCAUGAGCCUUCAACUGCUACUUUUCUGACUUCCUGUUGCAACAAGCUGUGCUGCAAUUCUAACACUUAGCUUGUAGCAGUAACAGCAUGUAAAGAUUCAGUUUCAGAUUGGUUAUUUUUUGUUUUGACUCUUCUCUUUAUUUCUAGGACCAUUUUAUGAGCAUCUCAGCAAUUUCCAACUGAAAACUUUAAAAACGCUCUUUUUCUUAUUUCUUGUAGGCACUAGCUUGACUGCUGUAACACCUUUUGAAAAUUAAAUUUUAUGUUUAUUUUUUAUUUUGUGGCCUGUUGUUGCAUGAUGAAAGCUACAAAUCUACAAAUAUCUAAAAAAAUUUCCAACAUACCAGGCGGUUGCUCAUUCGUAACUGCUACUUUUUUAGCUUCCUGCAGCAGAUAGCUCAGUGCUAGCUCUACAUUACAUAUUAACUGCAUGUAUUUUUAUUAUUAUUACUUGUCUUUUGUAGUAGCUCUGCAAUUUAUAAUAUUUUUAUUAGGAUCUUAACAAUCCUACAAUGUCUGAGGAAAUGGCUUCUGAGAGCUUUGUAGUUAGCUAGCGGUGCUGCAGUCCUAAUGCUAGCUUAUUUGUAAAACAUACCAGCUCAUUAAGAUUUCAUUUCAGAUAUACUAUUUAUUUCUUUAACAGCAGGACUUUUGCUAUAGAUAUUUCUUUAAGGAUCUUAAUAACCUAAAGACAAACUGCUUAAACAUUUCAACUGUGUAAAUGAGACUUACUUCCUGUAGCAACUAGCUCUGCUUUCAUAACAUGUGACGAUUCAGUUUCAUUUUCACAUAAAACACAAAAAAUAAAACAUUUUUCUUUAUUUGUUCUGUAACAGAGUCAAAACUAUGAAGCUAUGAUUUAUUUUGUAAACAUAUUAAGAAUCCUAGAACUCAUGAGGCAAUAGCUAGCUAUAGUUUUAAACGGCUAUUGUUUUUAGCUUUGUGUAGCAGAUAGCUUUGCUUCCAUGCUGCUAACCCAAGCUUAUUCAUAAACAACAUGUUUAUUUUUCUAUCUUCUAUGGUCUACUGCUGAUAAUAUUUUAUUAGUAUCUAAACAGUGCUGCAACCUCUGAGGAAAUGCUUGUGGGCUUUCAAACUCUUUGCUACCUGUGCUGCUGUGCUAAUGCUAACUAGCAUAUCAAAAGUAAUAGUGUCAAUAUUCUACCUACAUCUGAAAUAUUUUUCUUAGCAUCAAGGUUAAAAUAAAAAUAAAAAUGUUUGCUCUAACCUCUUUCUUUUCCAGAGCAGAGGUUUUUGUUUCUAAAGUAACUCAAGCACUCGCUCUACAGUUUGUGCUGUAUCUUAGCUGCCAGGACUUGACAUUGUGUACUGUAACAGACCAGAAAACUGAAAUUAUCUUCAAAUUUAAUUAGGAUAUAAUCAACUGAUAUAGUCUUAUCAAAAUUUUCAAAGCAAUGGUUGUUUAAUUAGGGUUCUUGGUGCUUUCUGUCCUCGAUUUAAAGUGCAGUUUUUCAUCUGUUUGGUUUAAGGAACAUUAUUUUGCUUCUGUCAUGCAGUGAUUCUCUUGUUACAUCCUUUAAUUUUUCCCUUUACAUGUUUCUGACUGAAUGUGAAUUUGAAAGGAUUACUAUUAAAAAGAAAAAACAGAGUUGAAACUGUGUUUGGGAUCUGAAUCUGUAUCACACAGAAAUGAAUUGAAAUAUGUGUAAUACUGGUGAAUAUAUUAAAAUGUAUUUUAAAAUAUA